ACAGCUGUGGUGUCUGAGAGGGCCAAUCUAUUGUGGCAAAAGAAUUCAAUUUCACAAUUUCUUUCCUAGUGAGGGAAAAAAAUUGAAAAACAAAAACGAUCCAAGAUGGUCAGCCCCCUCACUGCGGUCUUGGUAAGGGAUGGACCUAACAGGGAAAAAAAAUUAUUUCCCCUCAGCUUGAUUCUUUGGCAUUCCCUCUGACUGCUACAAGUACACAGGAGAAGGGCUGGGCCUCUCCAUUCAGGAACAGGGGUCGGUGACUUCCUCAGCAACCGAAGCCAGCAGCACGGAGCAUUGGGAAUGUUUUUUCCUUCUCAUCACAGCAUUGAUCUGCCUUACGACAUCCUGGGCAGCUGGAGAAAAAACACCGGAGCUGUUUCUCCCUUCUAAGGAUUCAGAUGCAGGCAAAGUACAAUAGUACACUGGAUAUGCUAGAUGAUGAUGGGGAGACCACCCUAAGCCUGCGAUCCCAAGCCCUAACCAUUGCUCCGAGGCCAGAGAGCAAGAACUCAGGAUACCCAACUACUUCUCCAACUUGGCGCCCAGUUGCUCUAAUUCUAUUGACUUUGUGUCUGCUGUUGCUUAUUGGCCUGGGAGUAUUAGGGCUUGAAUUUUUUCAGAUCAUCCAACUCUCAAACACCCAGAAGGAUAUUCUGACCCAAAAAGAAGAAAAGCUGGGGAACUUUUCUAGACAGCUACAUUCUCUGCAGACCCAGAAUAGGAAGCUCACAGAUACUCUGCAGCAUCUGGCUAAAAAGCUCUGUCGGGAGCUCUAUAACAAAACUGGAGAGCACAGAUGCAGCCCUUGUCCAAAGAAAUGGAAAUGGCAUAAGGAUAAUUGCUACUGCUUCUUUAAGGAGAGCAAUACUUGGCAGGGCUGUGAACAUUUCUGCACUGCUGAGAACUCUACCCUUCUGAAGAUAGAGACACAAGAUGUUCUGGAAUUUGUGAUGCCUCAUAGCUAUUCUCAGUUUUUCUACUCCUAUUGGACAGGGCUCUCCCGCAAUGGCACUGGCAAUCCUUGGCUUUGGAUGGAUGGAUCUCUUCAUUCCUCUAACUUGUUUGAUAUUGUAGUUGACCUCAGCAGCUUAAGGAGCUGGGACUGUGUGACAAUAUUGAAUGGCAGAGCUUUCUCAAAGGACUGUAUGGAGUUGAGGCGCUGUGCGUGUCAGAGAAUGGCAGCAAUGGUGAUGCCAGAGUGGCUGGAAUAGUCUUCUUAAACAAUGGAUGGAAAGAAAUACACUUGCAAAUGUCUCUGCAAACCAAAAAGGAUGGGAGCCAAACAAAAGAAAGGACAGUUACCCUCUGAAUCACCUGGAUUAUUAUGAAUAGAGGAGCAAAUCUCUCUGGCCAGAAAAAAUUAAUCUUUUUUUCUUGGGAACUGCCAAAUGUGUUCAAUCAUUUCAGUCAAGACCAAUUCUUUGUGUGCCUGUCUGGGUUUUCUUGGAUACAAUACUAGAGUUGUUUGCCAUUUUAUAAAUGAGAAAACUGAGACAAGAGAGUUAAGUGACUUAUCAAAGACACAGUUAGUAAGUGUCUGAGGCCAGAUUUGAAUUCAUGAAGAUGAGUCUUCCUGACUUCAGGCCUGGCUGCUCCAUAUACUCCAUAUAUCUGGGUUUAAGCACAAAUUUUCAGCCACAGAAAAAUCCAAUUUUGAAGCCUUGCCCUGCCUUAAACUCACAUCCUCUAUAACCUGGGCUUACUUUAAUUCUCAAUAAUCUAAUUCUCAGUUAUUUUGGCUGCUUAUGUCCUUGUGUUGUCAUUCCUACUACUUUUAAAGGAAAAUGAGAAAUUAGGCAAAAGCUAUAAAACCAACGGAAAAUUCUGUGCCCCAAAGAACAACUCCUACUGAUCCUUUUGUUUUUGUUUCUGUUUUAUGGUACAUCUCCUGCUAUUCAUAACACCUGAAUGAUUUUUCUCCUUUAAGAAUUAUUUAACCACUGGAAUCCUCUAUAGCCCUAAUGGAUUCCAAGAAUUUUUCAUUUGCCUCAAUGGUCUCCAGGGAGGAAAGUUUAUCUGAGUCCUACAUCAACCAAGGAUAUCUAUUUUAGAUCAUUAUGGGAAGGAAUAAGACUCAUUUCCUCCUUUCAUGGACUUGGGAGCCUAGAGAAAAUUAAGGCUCCAGAUGUCUUUCCUUAUAGGAGACUGGUGCCUUUUAAGUUCCCAUGUUCAACUAGAUAUUUAGCAUCAGUCCUUUCAGGUACUUGUAUAUGAAUUAAUGUGUAUGUAUAGAUUAACUGUGUGGUGGAUUUGCAAUUUUAUUCAUUCUUCCAUGCCAUGACCUCUGCUGUGACAGGAAGGAGCUCCAUAACUGAAUAUCAAGGGCAAAUUACACAUAAAUUAGUGCCAAAGAAUGCAAAUAGCUUUAUUCCCCCCUAAUAUUGAGUUCCUACAUUCAGCACAGAAAGUUACAUGAAGAAGCAAGUUAAAGGAUCCUGCUAUGAUCCCUAUGGUAGGGCCACUUAUAUUCUGGGUAUUUCAAAUAAUUUUUCAGUAAAAAUUCCACUGUUGACCGCUAUUUGCCAUUGCUCAAACUUCCAUAAGAAAUCAGUCAGGAGUCUAUUCAGGUGUCUGGUUAUCUAGAACUCAAUCAACAAUUUCCUUGUGGUAAAAGAUUCCCUAAAAAUUAUCUUUGCUGGUUAUGGAAUUGCCUGGGGAAUGAGCCUAGAAGGAAGAGCCAGGAACAAUCUGUGCUAUCAGUUUUACCCUAAAUAUUUAGGCCUAUAUUAGAGCAAGAGAUUGAAAUGCUAAUGAGAAGGUCAAAAUGUGUACUUUAUUUCCAGUGGGAUCUCUUGGGCGUUACAGAUAGACCUCAUCUUAUUGGACUGCACUGUACUUCACAGAUAUUGAGGAUUUUUUGUUUUCUGUUUUUUGUUUUUUUACAAAUUGGAGGCCUGUGGCAACCCUACAUCAAGCAAGUAUGUCUGUGCCCAUUGUUCAACAGUGUGUACUCACAUUGUGUCUCUGUGUAAUAUUACGGUAAUUCCAACAAUAUUGUGGACUUUUAAAUUAUUAUAAUGUCUGUUAUGGUUACCUGUAAUUGGCGAUUUUUGAUUUUGCCAUCAUAAUUGUUUUGGGGCAUCACAAACUAUACCCACAUAAGAUGAAAAAAAUGAUAAAUAUUGUGUGUUCUGACUGCUCCCAUUUUUCUACCUCCCCUUCAGCCUGAGGUAUAAUAGCUAUUCCCUGAGAUACAACAAUAUCAAAAUAAGGCCAAUUAAUAACCCUACAAUUAAUUCUGAUAUUCCAGUGAAAGGAAGAGUCAACCAAUGUGGCAAACUUCAUUACUGUCUUAUUUUAAGAAAUUGCAAAAAAAAAAAAGAAAUUGCCAUAAUCACAACAACCUCAUCACAACCUACAGCAAUCAUCAACCUGAUCAGUGAGAAACUAUCAACAUCAAGCCAAGACCCUCCACCAGUAAAAAGAUUACAACUGGAUGAAGGCUCACAUGAUAGUGGGUUUUUUUUUUUUAGCAAUAAAGUAUUUUUUAAUUAAGG
Molecule: messenger RNA, 3497 nt
Organism: Monodelphis domestica (gray short-tailed opossum)
Lineage: Eukaryota; Metazoa; Chordata; Mammalia; Didelphimorphia; Didelphidae
Gene: CLEC1A
Product: C-type lectin domain family 1 member A
Biological process (GO): signal transduction
Cellular component (GO): plasma membrane
Molecular function (GO): transmembrane signaling receptor activity
Source: RefSeq, a predicted model, not a curated record